This is a messenger RNA of Centrocercus urophasianus (Greater sage-grouse), 4914 nucleotides long. It is a transcript of the gene ITPRIPL2, whose product is annotated as ITPRIP like 2. Lineage: Eukaryota; Metazoa; Chordata; Aves; Galliformes; Phasianidae. The annotation marks the transcript as partial. The record is from RefSeq and is a predicted model, not a curated record. The transcript has a single exon.
GCGCUGCUCUGCCUCUGCCAGGCCCUGGGGGGCCGCGCGGCAGCAGCGGCGGAGGGCGAGGAAGAGGAGGGCGCGGCGGAGGCGGGCUCGGUGCCGCUGCUGAAGGGCUCGGCGCUGCUGCUGCUGGGCUGCCUGCUGGCCCGCUGCUGCGGCGCGGCGGGAGGCGGCUCGAGGCCCGGCGGGGGCUGGGGCCCCUCGGCGGCGCGGCGCGGCGCCCUGGAGGGCUUCCACCAGCGGCGGCUGCGGCUCUCGCCCCACGUGCUGGGGCACAGCAAGGCGCACGUCGGGCGCGUGGUGGCCGAGCUGGUCCGCGCCGCCAAGGCGCAGGGGCUGCAGCCCGGCCCGACGGCCCUCAGCCUGCGCGGGGACUUCGUGCGCGUCGGCAGCGCCUACGAGCAGCACAAGGUGUGCAGUCCCGACUGCUUCGACGUCCUGGUGCCGCUGCGCCUGCCGCCGCGCCUGCAGCCCGAGCCGUGCCGUGCCGCGCCGAGCGGAGCCUUCGUCUGCGGUCUGCGGGCGCCCGCGGGGGCCGGCUGGCCGCGCCGCUACCGGCCCUUCGUGGAGGGCUUCUGCGCGGAUCCGCGAGGACGCCGCCUGCUCUCCUCGGCGCUGGUGCUGCGCUGGUUCCAAGGCCACCUGCAGCGUUGCCUGGGCGCCGUGCGCUACCGGCUGCAGGAGCGCUGCCGCAUCAGCCUGGCCGCCUGCCCCGGCCGGCCGCCCACGCUGCACAUCCGGCCCUGCUCCGACUACGUGUGCUGCCACAUCUCCAUGGCCGUGCGCCUCAUCCCCGCCAUCCCGCUGGGCGACGCGCUCUACCUCACGGCGCUGCCCCCCGACGUGCCGCCGGCCGGCCCGGCCCACGAGGCGCUGUGGGGCCUCAACGCCUCGCGGCACGAGCAGCGGCUGCUGGCCUGGCUGAAGGAGCAGGCCCCGGCCUCGUCCUGCCACCUGAAGUGCCUGCAGCUCCUCAAGGGCCUGCGGGACCUGCGCGGGCAGAGCCUGGAGGAGCCCUUCUGCUCGCAGUGGGGCCGGGUGCUCUCCUCCUACGUGCUGAAGACGGCCCUCUUCUCCCUGAUGCUGCACGGGCCCCUGGAAGCCUGGGACGAGCGGUUCCUGGUGGAGCGCCUGGAGGACCUGGUGAUGUACCUCAGGGACUGCCUCCGCAAGCAGACGCUGAUGCAUUUCUUCCUGGGCAACGCCAGCCUCCCCGAGGCCGUGGCGCUGCCCAGGUUCCUCAAGGAAGCCGCCCCGGUGAACUUGCUGGCCGCCUUCGAUGGGCCCACGCUGGACCUGGCCGCCUUCCAGCUGCUGUACACCUGGAGCCAGGCGCCGCACCUCAUCAGGACGUACGGCGGAGCCCGGUACCUGCGGCCGGCUGCGUGCCGGCACGGCGCCGAGGCGCGGCAGGAGCUGCCCGCGGAGUGAGGGAUCGCCGUGCGCCCGGCUGCCCGCGGUGGGACCCGCUGGGAUGUUCUGUGGUUUUAUCCCCGAACCUGAGAAAACUGGGAAACGGAAGGCUGAGACUUAAGGAAAUGGCGAUAGCUUUUAUUUUUAAUGUCGUCGUGGUGGGUUGUUCGUAGGAGGAUUACUGAAUUUCUGGGGAAGUGCCUUGGUAGGAAAGCGUUACUUUUGGUCGGUUCAAACUGACAGUUCUGGAAAUCUAUCUUAACUUGCCCUAGUGGCAAAACUGACCUUUUCUGAGAUGUGAUUUUUAGGGUACAAAAUCCAUUUGGGAUUUAAAAAUCCCGUGAGCACAAACAAAACCUCUUACUGUGCCGAGGUGCUCUUAAAAUGAGAUGAGCAUUUGAGCAUAGGUAUUGGUUGCAGUCUGAAAUGCUCAGUGACAUGCUUUAAAUUUCCUGUGUAAUGUAAAACAUCGUGCUGAAUGGAAAUGUAAUAAGCAUCUUAAAGCAGAACUAGGGGGAGAAGUGAAACUUCUGAUGAUAGCAUGAAGAAUCUAUUUGUGCAUUUCUGUUUUAAAUGAAGGUUAUGCUGAAGGAUUGAAAUACUGAGAAAAAGAAACAAAUAGCACUUUAUUUUCACAAAGGCCUUAAUUUUAGGAUAAUUGGCCGCACUAAAUACUCACUGUGGAGAAGGCAUUAGUAUUUUAUUAAAGGGAUGAUGUUUGAGUCAUCCUCAGGAAAACCUUCUUUUUACAGAAAUACUCUGGGUUCUUGUUUUUGAGAUAUGUUGCAUAUGAUUUUCUCAGAACAUGCUCUGACACAAGGACAACAACAACACAAACUUCCUGUUAGGUUUGGAACCAGGCUUCAACCAGUCCGCAUCUCACUGAUGUGUUCUGCCUGCUGCGCCCCUGUGCUUUCCAGGAGCAGUUUGGUGGCUUUUGGGGCUGCCACCAUCUGUCUGCUUGUGGCACUGUUUUGACCAAAUGACCUGAUGGGAUUUUUCUAGUGUGAGCAAAUUGUUAUCUUACCGUGGGGAGGAGGAAGUAAAAUAUUUCAGGGUACUCAAAAAUGGUUUAGCACUUAUUCAUGGUACGGCGAAGCAGCUGUGGCUUCUGAUGUAUUGCAAAUGUAAGCAUCAGCGAGGUAAUUUCCACUCCUUAUGGAAAGAGUGCGUGAGAAUACUUCCCAGAGUUCUCACAGGGCUGAACAGGCAGCACUGAGCUGUUUGUUGUGCUUCUCCCUUGUCUUGGUUGUGAGGUUCAGCUUGAAGGAGUGCUCGGGCUGUCAGCCUCUGCCUGGUGUCUGUGUCUCUGGGAUGGCGUGUAGAGCUGUACUGCAGCUGGUAUGGGACCCUCAUGUCUCCCAGGGUGUCAGCAAAUGUAGAAUUCCAAACCUUUAAGUUAAAAUGUCGAGUUACUGAAUUACUGAUGCUCAGGAAGUUGAACGUGUGCUUCAUUACCACCACCCUGCAUCCUAGGUGAGCACUCUGAAAUGGAUUAUAAAUUAUGAAAGGUAACCCCUGGGAUGCUUCAGGAUGACUUGAAAUUACUGAGACACUCCUCCCUGAUGUUCAUACUGGUGUGCCUUAUUCACAGCUCUAUGCAACAAAGCACAAAACAUUUGUAAGAUCUACAAAACUUUAUACAAAUCUAUUUUUCUAAAUGGAAACACUCCCCAGGCAGAUGUUUGCCUGCUUCUGUCUCUAUUUUUUUAACUGCUCUUGCAGUCUUAUUUUCAGGUAAUUAUAGACAAGGUCAUACCCGCAAGUUGGGUUUUUUUAUAUUUGAAGCACCAUGCUUCUUUCUACAAAUAAAACCAGUGUAUUUAAAGGUAGUAUUGAUCAAAUGUUCUUUGCACAUGGUAUUUAAGGCUAAGUAAGCUACCUUGGUUGUCUUUUUGUAGCAGACCAUAUUUUUGCAGACUUAUAUUAUUUGGUGUUUGAAAUGACUGCAGGGCUGUGGUCAACACCAUUGGAUCUUCAAGGACUGGAUGAGCAAUCCAGGGCAUUGUGGCUGCCUGCACACCCAACAGAAACACUCCAGCUCUUUAUUCUGGCAUCACAGCCACUCUAGCUGGCUGAUGGUUUGUUCUCAUCAUUGUGCAUCCCUCUCUCAGAAAAGUAAUUCCUUCUGUGAGCGGGAUGCAUGCUUGGUGUGUGUCCUGUACUGGUGGAAGGCUGUAAGGGUGAGAACUUUGUUGUGGAAGUGUAGGUGAAGGAAAAGAUGGUUGUGUUCAGGCAAUUCUUGACAAGGGGAGAUGGUAGAGAGUAGGAGUGGUUUAGGUGAUGGAAGUUGGGCUGAGGGAUGAGUGAGAAUGGUGGCAAGCUGUCAAUGAAGAUGCACUGAGCUGAAGGAUGUGAGGAUGAGGCUUGCGGAGAUCUGAAAGUGAGGUAGACCUGGAGCAAGGGAAAAGCAAUUUAACUGAGUGUUGUUUUGGCUGUAUUUCCAAAUAGGUUGAAUCCAUCUCAGAUGAAUAGUUAGGCAAAAACUCACUUUAAUAAGCCACAUAGGCUGAUACUCAGUGUAAGUUCUUGCUCAGCGAGGAAUUUUGAGUUUAUGAUGACUGGUGGCAGAAGAUAUUUGCUUUAGCCUUGGUUUGGGCAAGCUUUCCCAAAGCACCACGUGCAUGCUGGUGGACCAACUUGCAGCUCUGUUAUGCACCUGAGACAUUAAGUAUAUUUUCUUUAUUUAAUGUAGGGCCGACAUUCAUGAAUACGAUUGGCAGAAGGAGCUGAUGACAGUUGGGUUCUGUUAGAACCACGACAGCAGUAGUAGUGGCUGCAGUGCCUUGGUGCUCUCUCAGAGCCCCAUCUGCAAGGAGGAGUGCAUGGAACUGAGCUGCGGGAAUCCCUCCUCCCAGCAAGCAGUGCUGCAGUCACACAGCAGUGUUCUCAGCAUGUAUGUGCUGUGCAAGAAGGUCAGGACUGUGCUGUAAGUUCAGCGCGGCAUCCUCUGUGUGUGUGUGUAAGCUGAAAUGAAAAUGCAGAAGAAAGAGCAUGUGACCUAGCACUGAUGUGGGCUCUUGGUUCUCUUUAUCUGCAAGCUAAUUUUACAGAGGUUUUGUGCAAACGAAAUCAUUUUUAUUGAACACUGAAAAGUUGCAUUUGUAAAAGAAUAAGUUUAUUUACCAGAAUGCAUAUGUGUGACUUCUUUUUGUAUUGACAAAUCCUAUGUAUUUUGCAAGGGCAUCAUUUCUUAUCUGACUAAAUGUUUCAGAAACAUUCCUCCUCUUUUAAUUUGAAUCUACAGAGUAAUGUAAAUUUUACAUGUCUGUCUGCAAUGGAUGUUUUUGGUACAACUAUUUUUUGCUGGUUAAUAAUUAGACCAAAGAUUAAAGUGUUCAGCUGCUAUUUUUUUUUUCCAAAAAGUGUUAAUAGGCUCAAAAUGUCCAUUUUAAGGCAUUCUUUUCCUAUUUAAUACCAAAUUACAAUUGCACUUUUGUUGUUUCCAUGAAGUUGGUGUUCUUAUUUUAAUAUUUCACUGUAGUAAUAAACAGCUGUUGUAAUGCA